Molecule: messenger RNA, 355 nt
Organism: Racocetra persica
Lineage: Eukaryota; Fungi; Glomeromycota; Glomeromycetes; Diversisporales; Gigasporaceae
Source: the annotation of a GenBank genome assembly
AUGGCUUCUAUGUUCUCCACUGUAUUCUUCGUCAAAGACAACUCAACAUCUAAUAAAUAUACUACCAGUGUUGCUAUUUAUAGAGCAGGAGAUGAUGAAUUUAUUGAGUACAAAUUCAAAGCAUUUCGAAUGGACUCCAGCUUUUGGAUUCUUAACCCUCCCAUUCAAGACCCAGCAAUAACUGAAAACGGACAAGAACUUGAACACAUCGCUGAAAAAUUCAAUACUCAUUCUAGCUCAACUAACCAACUAUAUAAAAAACCAAUAUCUAAUAAACCUAAUGAAAAUAAUAUUAGAGGACCUUUCUAUACCCCAAUCAUACAAACCAACUCACAACAGACUAAUAUUGAUAAAG